Molecule: messenger RNA, 5882 nt
Organism: Leptopilina boulardi
Lineage: Eukaryota; Metazoa; Arthropoda; Insecta; Hymenoptera; Figitidae
Gene: ssp3
Product: S phase cyclin A-associated protein in the endoplasmic reticulum
Exons: 15
Coding region: 175-4962 (1595 amino acids)
Source: RefSeq, a predicted model, not a curated record
AAGACCAGGGGCGUAUUUUGCUUAAAAUCCUUAUUAAUCAACAACAAAAUGUCAUCAUGGUCAUCGUUUGUAAUCAAAAUGCAAAUAUUCAGUAUUUCUUUUGCGAGAAUAAUUAGUGUAUUGGCGUCAUCUCAAAUUAUUUCAUUUGUAGAUUUAUAAUCGUUACAUUUGAAAAUGGAAGACGUUAGGCUAUUGAUACAAGAAGAAGGAAGAGCAGCUAGAAAUUUAAUAGCUUUUAACGUGCCAGUUGGUACAAGUAACUCGGAGAAAAUUACUCGUAAACCUCCAAGUGUUCCCAGAGCAACGUUAUCAAGUUCUACGAAGCGAUCAGUGAAAUCUAACACACGAGUAAGAUCUGCUUCUACUGGACGUGAUAAAAAAUCUGAACUACAUGCACGAUAUUGGGCAUUUUUAUUUGGCAAUUUACAACGAGCCAUUGAUGGAAUUUAUCAAACCUGCGAAGAAGAUGAAAAUAUAUCUGAAUGUAAAGAAGUAAUUCUAGUUUUAGAAAAUUAUGUGCGGGAUUUUCAUAAUUUGAUUGAAUGGUUUAAAGUAAAAUGGGCUUAUGAAAGUACAGUGCCACCAUUGAGACGCACUCCAUUAGCAUGGGAAAUUAGAAAAACUUCACCAUGUCGUUUAUGGAAUUCAACACCAAAGUCAACAAGUCCCCUCCAAAGAUCAAGCCCUACAGGUUCUGCUUGUAAAAGUCCAAUUGAAACUUCAUUUGACAGUAGAUCUGUCUCAAGUGAUGGUAAAAUUAAUUCCAUACAAGAGGAACCUGAUAAAAUUUCUCACAAUGAAUUUAGCGAUAAAAUGAAAAAUCCAAACGAAACACAAAAAGUUGUUGUCAAAAAAAAUGUCGAAUUAAUAAACAACGAUAAAUUUCAAUUAAAAUUAAAAAAACCAACUCCUAUUACAGGAAACGAGAGUAUUGACAAUUUUAAUCAUCAAAAUGAAAAUGAUAAUAAAAAUGUCACUGAAAUAAAAAAUCUUUCAAAGCAAUCAAUAAAUUGUAAUCAAAGUGUUGGUACAUUAAAAACAAACACCGAAUCUAGUGCCGUUAAUAAGAGCCUAAUAAAUGAGAAAGGAAAUUCAAGUAAUAAGAGAAACGUAGAAUUAAUGAAGAAUGAAAUUAAUACAAUUAAUCACUCAUACACGGAAUAUUGUAAUGAAAAUGAAAAUAGAAAUAUUUCACGUAAUCAAACUGAAAGUGAAAAGAGAAAUUUAGAAAAGACUUUAUCUAGAGAAAAUUCACAUUUAGUUUCGAAAAGAAAUUUCAAACCAAUUGUGAAAAAGCAAUCAACUUUUCAGACUCGAGAAACUGUUAAAAGUAAAGUUAUCAAUCAAACUAGUGGUACUACUACUACUACUUCUAGUGCAACUGUAAAUAAAACUCGACUCAAAGUAAAUCCUGUAAUGCAACCAGCUUAUUCAACUGUAUCGAAAGGUAGACCGUCAACAGCAAAACCUUCAAGAAAUUUUCCCGAAAGACCGAGAAUGUUUCGAAGUAAAACAACUUUGUGUGCCAGGGAAACAAGUGCUGCUCCAUUAAGACAGGGAACAUCUAUUAUGAUUAGAAGACCACUACAGUCACAGCCUAACAAUCAGAAACAUGAUCAGCAUUCCAAUAAGGGAGGCGAGGACAUAAGUACUUCUGUUGAGGUUCUACCAAAAGAAAAUACAAAAGUGAAAGAAGACGGUGAUGGAUGGCAAACAGUGCGAAGUCGUUACAGAAGAGGAAGUUCAAAUAAUCUCAAUAUGUCAACUCGUUUUCAUAAACCAAGCACUGCUAUUUCGUUGCCAGCUCUUUGUUUAGAUAAUUCACCGGAGAAAAAUAAAAAAUCUUUCACACCCGAUGGAAAUCAAAAACAACGAAAAAGUAAAAUUAUCGGUACGAAGAAUAAUGAGAAAAAAGAAUUAAAUCUUAAAAUUUCAAAUGACAAUGUAAACGUAAAUGUGAAAAUAUUUGAUGAAAAAUUGGACCAAAGAGAUAUACCGAAUAUCACCGAUACAAAUUCAACAUCUGUAAUAGCAGCUAUUUUUAAAAAUGAAGCCGAACUUUUGGAGAAACGAAUACAACAAUUUAUGGCAGCGCAAGCAGAAAGGGAAAGAAUUAUUUUAGAAGAGGAGAGAAAAACAGAAGAAGCAGAUACUCAACGAUCACAACAACUUUGCGAUGAGGAAGCAUUUUUACAGAGACAAAUCAUGGAAUUGGAAUCUACCGAUAUUGAUGUCGAUACAGAAACUGACGAUAUGGAUGGCGAAAUGGUUUUAGAAAUAGAAGAAGACAUUUCAAUUGGUCCAAUAAUUGAUAAUAUUAGCAUAGAAGAUAGAUAUGAAAAUAUGCUGGAAGGAAUGUCAUGGGCCGAGCAAAUGGAUACUUUAGCUCAAUUACAAGCAUUAGAUGCUCGUCAUCCUGGUCGAGCUUUGGAGCUUCAUCAAAAACUCUCAUCACCAUCACGAAAGAGAUCUUUAGCAGAAACUUUACGACGUUUUCAAACAAAACAAGAUUGUGCUCAGCAUAAACGUCAAAAACUUUUGAUGGAAAAAUCACAGAGAUUAAGAGAACUCUUGAAUAAAGUUGAGGAUGUAAAAAGUGCAAAAACUCAAUUAAUUGAAGACAAAAGAAUUCGAUUGGAAAUGAAAUUAAAAAGAGCUGAGGAGAAUAGAACUCAACAUCUUUUAGAGGUUGUAAGAAAAGCUCACGAUGAAGAUUCGAAAUUAAAGGAAAUUGCCUUUAUUAAUGAACUUGAGGCACAAAAUAAGCGUCACGAUUUUAUGGCAUUGUGUCAGGAACAAGAGGAACGUUUGCAGAGUAUCCAAGAAGAACGUCAACGUCGACAGGAGGAAAAAGCAGCAAAAGAAGCUGCUGCAGAGGAGCGUAGACGUGCACUUGAAGCGGAGAGACAAUUGCGAAUACAAAAAAUGCGUGAGGCUCGACGUGAACGUGAAGAGCGAGUAGGAAAAAUGCAAUUAGAGAGGGAAAAAGAACGUCAGGAACUUGCUAGAGAAAAAGCGAGAGACAGGGAAGAACGUUUGUCGGCUCUACACGCUGCUCAACUGGCAAAUCAAGAAGAAUUACAAAAGAAAAUUGCUCAAAAACAACAGGAAUCGGCUAGAAGACAUGUUGAAAAUAUUGAACACAUACGACAAAAAGCAGUGGAAUUGUCAAUUUUGAGAUCAGAAGAAGUGCCUCCAACUUUAAAAUCAUAUCCUGCUCAAAAACAAUGUUCUCUUUGUGGAACAUUGAUUCCAAAUGAAGUUCACCUUCUAAGUCAUUUAAAGGAGAAAUCUCAUUUGGAAGCGGUACGAAAAAUGCACGAUGGUCGAGAGCCUUGUCGAGAUGAAUUACAACGUUUUAAUAUAACACAAAUACGCGAUAUACAAACGCCAUUAAAAAAUAAUAAUAGUACAAAUGAAAGUAAGGCGGCUAAAGAAAAACAAAAGGCAUUAAAACGUCGAAGUAGAAAAAUCAAACAACGUAUGGCUGUUCGUGGACAAGAAUGGGAAGAAUCUUUCAAAAAGGAGAAUACCUCCUUUUCUUCAGAAUCGGGAAAUAAAAUUAAAUUUAAACGAAAUUUAAAAGAUUUAGAAAAACUUUGUCAAAAUCAUGCAAAAAGUUCAUGGAGCACUAGUGUUAUUGCCAGUUUGGAAAGAAAUUUAGGAGAACUUAAUCGUUCCUUAUCAAAAAUUUGUUCUUCAGAUCAAAAGGCAUUUCUUCAAUUAGGCGGAUUCGAUAUUCUUACAAGUCUGUUAACAUUGGGUUUAAACACUCAAAAUCCACCAAAUGCAUUGCCCAACAAGAGUCUUGUUUCGAUAUUACGCGUUUAUAAAAUUGGAAUAAUUGACAAUAUUAAUAAUAUUGAAGCCAUUCUAUUUAGCAACAAAAUACUUGUUAUACUGGAUCUAAUUAUUCAUCGACUGGAGGCGGUGACCGCUCUUGACGAUCACUCUCAAGCUCAGGAAGCUUCUAACAACACAAGCGGAAACGGAUCUGUAGCAACUGGGGCCAUACAGUUGCUCUGCAGCCUCAUUUCUGAAGUGCCUUUCGAAAAACCUACCCUCCAUGCUCGCCUACAGGACAUCGUUGGGUAUCUGGUGAUGGGUGGUCUUGUGGAUCGCGUGUCACGUCACAGUCGAGCAUUGAUUGAGACUGACUUUUUUUUGGAUCAAGAACGAGAUUCAACUCUUCUUUUAGCUUCCUAUGACCUCAUGUCACGUAUUUGUUGUCAUUUAAAACGAGUUUUUAAACAGGAUGAAAUCACUCAUUCAGGAGAGAAUAAUAGUUCCGAACAAUCAGCCGCAGAAAAUCAUCUUAUAAGUUGCCUUGUCUCAACAGAAGCUGCCGGUGUUAUUGGUUCACUUUAUGCAGCAAUUGCUCUUACAUCACAAAAUCAGAAAGGCUCAUCUCCAACUCCAAAUCAAAUUGGUCCAUUGCCUCCAACAAAAGCCCUCGCCAGUCAAGGACUCAAACUUCUUAGAUCAAUUGCCGAAUUGGAUUUAACAAAAUUGCAGAAUCUUCUAGGCACUGAAGGUACAAAUUUGCAAUGGCGAAUAAUAGCCAGUCAUCUUAUAAUGCGACUUUCACGCGAAUCCCUGCCAGACAAAUCAGAACUUAGUGCUACCACAAGUAUUAACAGCAGUAACACGCACAUUCUCAACGAGCUCUUCGUUGUUCUUGGAUAUUUUGCUGUCAAUAAUCCAGAAAAUCAGUUAAUUUUGCAAUCAGCUGGCGCUGGUCCAAGUGUUCUCCAACAAUUAUGUACAUUACCAUUUCCAUUUUAUGGAGAUCCACGACUUGCUCAGUCGACACUUCCGACACUUUUAGCGGCCACACAUUGCAAUUCUGAAGCCAAGUCAAUUUUAUCUUGUGAGCUUUCUUAUCAGCUACUUGAAGAGUACAGAAACUCUGAGGAAGGUAAACUAAAUUCUCUGGUACGCUUGCUAAAAGAGGCACCCUAGUCUAGAACAAGCGAAUCGUUUCCAGUUUUAAAAGAUUUAAUUAGUUGCUUAAUUUUCGUCAGAGGUAAGUUAAGAAUUUUGAACCGAUUAUAGUAUUAAAUAAUCAUUUAAGAAAAAAAUGUUAUAAAUACAAAUUAUUUUUUACGAAUUAAAAUUUUCGAAAAUUUACAUUUGAGAUUUAUAAAAAGUAAUUUUUCUUUAAUAUAUAUAUAUUUUUUUUUUUCUUUCAUUUAUUCGAGUUUAAUUGAACAUUAUAUUUAUAUAGAAGUAAUUAAACUUGCAAGAUUAUAAUUUAAUUUAAUUUAAUUUAUUCAUUUAAUCAAGUCUCAGCAAACUCAGGGCCGGUACCUCGAGAUAAAUUUAGUUUUAUAAUUAACAGUUUUAAAAGUAAAGAGCAAAAGUAAUUUUGUUUAUCUUUAUUGAUUCAUUUAAUAAUUAAUUAUUUAUUAUAUAUAGAAGAUAUAAUUUUUCUUUAUUGAAAAUUUCUAUUAACAAAAGAAAAAUUGCAAAAAAAGAGUUUUUUUUAAAAAAUGUUUUUCUUUCACAUGGAAAAAAUUAUAAUUCAGUAUAUUUUACAAAAUACGGAGUAGCGGAUACAGCUCUUUACGAAACUGAGUUUUGUAAAAUGUGAUGAAUAUUUUCGGAUAAACUACAGAAAUUUCGUUGUUUAUACUGAAUAUUUCUGGAGUUAAUCCUGAAUAUUUCGUGAUAUUUUACAACACUCAGUUUUGUAAAGAGCUAUACUGUAUCCGCUACUUGGUGAUAGUUCUAUAAAAUCUGAAUUAAUUUUUUCCGUGCAAUUGUUACUUUUUGUUACUUUACUUUUAUUAGUAAACCAGUAAUUAAUAAUUACUUUUUUUUGUAUUAUUGUUAUUAAAUUACUUUAUUGGAAAUGAAAUAAAAACAUAUGUUUUAAAUUA